AAUGUGGAGAAGUUGUGUGAGAUAGCUAUGGAUAUGUUAAGAGCUGCUUCGGAGUGGUUGACUCUUGCUAUUGAUGCUCCUUCUGCCAAAGCUGUUGUCUUUGGAGUGAACAUCGGAGGACAUCUGUUUGUGGAGGGCAUUCUCUUUGUUGUGAUAAUUUUCCUUCUUUCGCAAAAAAGUUAUAAACCACCUAAGAGACCGCUGACGAAGAAGGAGAUUGACGAGCUAUGUGAUGAAUGGGUUCCUGAACCCCUAAUACCCGGAAUCAAAGAAGAAAUGAAACAGGAACCUCCGGUGUUAGAGAGUGCUGCAGGACCACAUGCAAUAAUAAAUGGAACAAAAGUUUUAAAUUUUUCUUCGGCAAACUAUCUCGGAUUACUGGGACAUGAAAAGUUACUUGAAUCCUGUACAAAAUCUUUGGAGAAAUAUGGUGUUGGUUCAUGUGGCCCUCGUGGAUUUUAUGGGACAAUUGAUGUCCACCUUGAUUGUGAAGCCAGGAUUGCGAAGUUUUUAGGCACUCCGGAUUCCAUACUUUACUCAUAUGGGCUUUCCACCAUGUUCAGUGCUAUUCCAGCUUUUUGCAAGAAGGGAGAUGUUAUUGUUGCGGAUGAGGGCGUGCACUGGGGAAUCCAAAACGGUCUUCAGCUUUCGAGAAGUACAAUUGUAUAUUUCAAGCAUAAUGACAUGGACUCUUUAAGGAAUACACUAGAGAAGGUUACCCAAGAGAAUAAACGAGCAGAGAAGGUCAGGCGUUAUAUCGUGGUUGAAGCCAUAUAUCAGAAUUCUGGACAAAUUGCGCCUCUAGAUGAAAUCAUUAGACUGAAGGAGAAGUAUCGUUUUCGUGUGUUACUGGAUGAGAGCAAUUCCUUGGGUGUUCUUGGCGUUUCCGGUAGAGGAUUAACUGAACGCUGCCAAGUGCCAGUUGAGAAAAUAGACAUCAUUACGGCUGCUAUGGGACAUGCAUUGGCCACUGAGGGAGGAUUCUGCACUGGUAGUGCAAGAGUCAUCGAUCACCAAAGGCUUAGUAGUUCUGGUUAUGUUUUUUCCGCUUCGUUACCCCCAUACCUAGCAAGUGCUGCUAUUACCGCAUUUGAUGUCAUAGAAGAAAAUCCUAAUCUUAUCAGGAAGCUCAAGGAAAAUAUUGCUCUCCUAUGGACAGGGUUAUCUGGUAUUCGGGGUCUUCAAAUAGUGAGUGAUCCAGAAUCUCCCGUUGUUUUUCUCCGAAUAAAUAAAUCAACAGGUUCCUCAAAAGGUGACCUUCAGCUGCUUGAGGUUAUUGCUGAUCGUGUGCUGAAAGAGGAAUCUGUUUUUGUUGUAACUUCUAAAAGAUCAACACUUGAUAAGUGCAACCUGCCUGUGGGCAUAAGAUUGUUCGUCUCUGCUGGUCAUUCAGAGUCAGACUUGGUGAAAGCAGCAGAAUCAUUGAAGAAAGUGGCUGCUUUGGUGCUGAAUGCUGAUUAG
Oldenlandia corymbosa var. corymbosa is the source of this 1461-nucleotide messenger RNA. NCBI's taxonomy places the organism in Eukaryota, Viridiplantae, Streptophyta, Magnoliopsida, Gentianales, Rubiaceae. The record is from the annotation of a GenBank genome assembly.